AGGAAGUGGUAGUUUUGGACUGCUGUUAAAAAUGCUUCCUCGGCUUCGGGCAGCAUAAGAGAAUUUCCUGUAUUCAGAAUUUCCAGAUCCGCUUUGAACAAAGCACCAUGGAGACUUCACCAACCAUCUUCCUUCUCGCCCUAUUUAUUAUCAAAGGAUUAUCUCUGGAAUGUGAAGAAUGCCUUGGAAUAGGAGGUUGUUCUGGGGAUAUUGUGCCAUGUGAUUUUGGGAAAGACAGAUGCAGCAUUACUGAUAUGGCCCUCCCAAUAGGAUUACACCUGACUAUAAAAACCUGUGUCACAUCUGACAUCUGUGACAAAGGCGUUCAAGUAAUUAAUCUGGGUCAGCAAGGAAAAGCUGUUGCCCACCUGAAAUGCUGCGACGGACAUGAAUGUGGAGCCGUGGCCCCUCCAGAAUUGCCCAAGAAGGCCCCAGCCAAUGGGAAACAGUGCCCAGCAUGCUUUGCAUUGGGAAAAGCAUGUCUCGAAGAAGUUACUGAUUGCACUGGAGAUGAGCUGUACUGUGCCGAAGGAAAUCUGAAUCCAAAUAUGGGUAUGUUUCCUGUGGAGGUCAGUUUGAAAGGAUGCGCAAACAAAGCUCUCUGCGAUAGCCUGGUUGGAUAUGAAGCCAUGGCUCCUGAGGACAGUGGACAUCACGCUAUCCAAUGCACACCAAACUCCUCAAUCCACCAACAGGAGUUCACAACCGUCAGCCAAUGGAAUGACUUGAGUCUAAUUCAUGAGUUUUCUGGAGGUGUUAAUACCGUUCCCAGAUGGUUUGGACUCUUCCUCACAAUCCUUUCUGGCGUCCUUCUUAGGAAACUCCUGGCUUGAUUUUUGCCAAGUGUAAAGAUUUCAUCAUUGGAAAAAUGCUGAGCUGGUCUAUAGUAUUCCCAAAUCUGGAGUCUGGUAGCACUUUUUCAGCUAAGAAAGUUUAUUAAAAACAAUAGGAUUUUUUUUUUGAGAGCUGUAGCUUACAUCCGAUGUAUGCUUCAUUUAGAUGCUUUAAAUCAUCAGGUCACCUAAAUCCAGCUUGUUUCCAGCUUCUGUAUCUUCUACAAUCAUAGAUAUUUCAAAAGAAAAUCGGGAAAGGUUUGUUACUCAGAGGCUCACGGCACUUGAGUUAAUGUUUUUGAUGUCCAGGGGUAUCCUCUAACAAUAGAAGGGAAGGCUAAUGUGCUGUAAUGUUAUCACUAACUGUGAUGGUGAGAAUUAAUGUUCAGUUGUGAUUCUCAUUCACUAUCAGAUGGAUAUGCAGCCUUCAAUUCCCUUCAGCAUUAGCCAAGGCAGCCUUUCUUCUUUGUGAUUAGUUCUAGAAACAAACUCAAAGGUUGUGAUUGGAAUGGAAUGGAAUGGAAUGGAAUGGAAUGGAAUGGAAUAGAAUAGAAUAGAAUAGAAUAGAAUAGAAUAGAAUAGAAUAGAAUAGAAUAGAGUAGAGUAGAGUAGAGUAGAGUAGAGUAGAGUAGAGUAGAGUAAAGUAGAGUAGAGUAGAGUAGAGUUGAGUUCUUUAUUGGUCAAGUGGACACACAAGGAAUUUGUCUUCGGUGCAUAAGCUCUCAUUGUACAUAAAGCUAUGAUCAAUCAUGAUCAUAGUCAUCUUAAAAAUACAUUCAUCAUUAAAUCAUACGGUUGUGAUUAGUAGCAUUUAUUAGGAAGAAAGAUGUUAGUUAUUACACUAGAACUCCAUCCACAUGCCUUUCAUGUAAAGCCUCUUUAUACAAUUCAUUCCAGUGCCAAAAUCUUUUCCAAUUUUUUUUUAGGGUCUUCCAACAGAAAGGAAGAGAAACAGGGACGAAAGUUUCCUGUACCUGCUUGUAAUUUUGAAAACCAUCAACCCCUUUCUCGAUCUGUUUGAGAAACAAUCUCCAGCCUGUCAUGUGUGGGGAAUAGAUGAGAACUGAUUCACUAGAUAAAAGCUAAGUCUUAGGUGGAGCUGGUAAGAUCAGGACCAACAGAGUGAUCCCUUUCUGUAGAUUCCAAUUUUCAAUUAUUCCGACUCAUAUUCCCAUCCAUCUGCUUGUAAUUUUGAAAACAACAACAACACACAAAGUUUGCAUUUUCAUAUCCGUGUUUCCCCGAAAAUAAGAACCUGUCUUAUAUUUUUUUGAACCCCGAAAUAAGCGCAUGGUCUGAUUUUCGGGGAGGUCUUAUUAUUUUGGGGUGCAUGGAGCAAGAUGGGGCUCCUCUUGCCGUCUUACCUGAUUUCCAGCUCUGUCUCCCUAGCCCUAACCAGAGGAAAUGGCAGGGACUGGUUGCACAUGCAUUUAAAUAUUUUCGGGGAGGGCUUAUUUUCAGGGAGGGCUUAUUUUAGCGCAUGCGUUCAAAAGCCUGAUUGGGCUUAUUAUCAGGGGAUGUCUUAUUUUUGGGGAAACACGGUACCUGUUUCUCGGUCGUUGAUUCCAUCCAGUCAAUUCCUGAGAGAAAAAGCUUGGUUACGCCAACAAACAAAUUACAAGUAACAGAUAGAUUAUUGUAGAGAGCCAGGGAAAUGUCUUUGCCAGGUGGUAAGCCGGAUCUGUUACCAGAGUGACAAGGGGGAAAACAUGGCUUAUAUCCAAAACAAGCAGAAAGGAUUCAUAAAAGACUCAGACAGAAACCUCCCUAAUUUGGAUGGGUGUAAAAGGGGGAGGAGACAUAACAGAAUUGGAUUUGCCAGAUUCUACUACUCUGGCUUCUCUCUCUCUCUCUCUCUCUCUCUCUCUCUCUCUCUCUCUCUCUCUCUCUCUCUCUCUCUCUCUCUAAGUUUUUAUUAGAGUUUAUCGUAGUAUUAAAUACAAAGGGUUGAGUUAAGUUCAGAAAGAAAAAAAAAAAGGAAAAAAAGGGGAAUGACUUCCGGCUCUUUUGUUGUGCAGUACAAUACAAAAUGCAGUUGUCACCUCAACUUUUCGGCUUUGUAUUUCUAGUAAAUCGCUUCAAUAACAACAAUGUUAAUCUAGUCUUCGAAACCCAAGACCAAAGUUUUUUCUUUUUUGUUUUCCUGUUUUGAGCAUAAAGUCAGUGGUGGGAUUCAAGUAAUUUAACACCCGGUUCUCUGCCCUAAUGAUUUCUUCCAACAACCAGUUCACCAAACUGCUUAGAAAGUUAACAACCGGUUCUCCCGAAGUGGUGCGAACUGGCUGAAUCCCACCACUGCAUAAAGUCCAGAAGUGGUUCCCAGGUGGAAACAAACCGGAUACGUUUUUCCUCUUUAAUUAAAACAGCUUUGACACCCUCAUCGUUUUUUUUCUACCCAUUUUCCCUUGUGCAGAUUGACUUAUAUAUUGUAGCCAUUCUCAAUAAAAACAGUCCGUCUUGUCA
Molecule: messenger RNA, 3296 nt
Organism: Pantherophis guttatus
Lineage: Eukaryota; Metazoa; Chordata; Lepidosauria; Squamata; Colubridae
Product: phospholipase A2 inhibitor NAI-like
Cellular component (GO): extracellular region
Molecular function (GO): phospholipase inhibitor activity
Source: RefSeq, a predicted model, not a curated record